AUGGUUAGCCUGGACAAUGCUGGGGAAGGAUUGGGAGAGAUGCUGGUCAGUGCAAAGAUGAAGGAGAUGGUCCUCACGGACAUGGUUGAGGGAGAAGGGUGGAAGGGCAAGGGUAAGGCCCCUCUUCAGUCAGAGAUGCCUGUGACACUCAGGCAUAAGCUGUUGCUCACUGUCCAGGCAGCCAGCAGCUUGAACAACAACACCAGCACCCACACCACCCUGGAAGACUCAGAACCCCCCUCCCUGACCUCAAUCUAUUCCCAAGACAUCCCAGUGUGUCUUGGUCCCACCAAACACAAACAAGCUCUUGCUGAGGCUCCCCCUUGUCUCCCAGGCAAUGAGGAGGGGUAUGAGGAUCACAUCUCAGCAUUGACAUACAGCCUCCUCAAUGUCACCAAGAAUUGCGCACUCAAGGGUGAUCUUCCAGGCAUCCUCAAGAUGAUAGAGCUCAUCCACCUGGACUUUGAACACAAGGCCCUUGCCAGAACAUCGUCCUCCACCUCACCUCCCAUCAUUGAUGAAGAAAGGAUCAUUUGCCCACCUGAUCCCAAUCAAGGGCCUGUGCUCCUGUUAGGGCAACACAGGCUGACUAAGUCUGCUCACCUAAGAGUGCCAAGAGUCUAA
Molecule: messenger RNA, 624 nt
Organism: Dacryopinax primogenitus
Lineage: Eukaryota; Fungi; Basidiomycota; Dacrymycetes; Dacrymycetales; Dacrymycetaceae
Exons: 2
Coding region: 1-624 (207 amino acids)
Source: RefSeq, a predicted model, not a curated record